AUGUGUAGAGGCGUGAAUGAAGAAGAGAACAGAAGCGUCCACGGAGGUUGUCGGAGUCUCUGCACGAGACCAAGUGUUCCGGUUAGGUGUGAGCUCUGUGGUGGUGACGCCUCCGUGUUUUGUGAGGCGGACACGGCUUUCCUCUGUAGGAAAUGCGACCGGUGGGUUCAUGGAGCUAAUUUUUUAGCUUGGAGACAUGUGAGGCGUGUGCUAUGCACCGCAUGUCAGAAGCUCACACGCAAGUGCCUCGUCGGAGACAACUACCACGUUGUAUUACCGUCGGCGACGGCAGGAGAAGCCGCCGUGGAGGAUAUAACGAUACGGAGUGAACAAGAUAGUAAUGAUGAUGAGGUUCCGUAUGUGUUUCUCUGAUGUAGUUUUGUUUUUUGGUGUAAGAUAUUAAUUAAUUCCUAGGGUUUUAUGCAUUUUUCUAUUAAGAAAAAAAACUGGGAAUUUCAUU
Brassica napus (rape) is the source of this 460-nucleotide messenger RNA. Its product is annotated as B-box domain protein 31. The transcript has a single exon. The coding region runs from base 1 to 372 and encodes 123 amino acids. The record is from RefSeq and is a predicted model, not a curated record. Lineage: Eukaryota; Viridiplantae; Streptophyta; Magnoliopsida; Brassicales; Brassicaceae. Gene Ontology annotation, molecular function: zinc ion binding.